AUGACAUCCUUCCCACAUCCCAAUGGCACUGUGUCUUUCUGGCGCCGUGAGUCGCAGGAGCUUGACAACUUCCGGUCCAUGCCAGACCUUCCAGACGAAAGCGACAUAGUUAUCAUAGGCGGAGGGUAUAGUGCAGCAGCACUAGUCACGCAUAUCCAGAAACAAUAUCCCAAUCACCCAUCGAUUUUGGUUCUCGAAGCUCGUCAGCUAUGCUCUGGGGCAUCGGGGCGAAACGGUGGCCACAUCAAACCCGAUCCAUACCUUCAUGCCUCUGAGAUUGCUGCUCAGUAUGGACUCGCUGCAGGCGCGGAAGUCGCGGAUUUCGAAAUCGCAAACUUGAAUGCCGCUAAAGAGUACAUUGAACGUGAAGGCGUUGACUGCAAUUUUGUUGCCACCAGAGCAUGCGAUGUACACUUCACUAACAGCCAGGAUACGAGGAUAAAAAAGCGCUUGCGUGAUCUCAAAGCCGCGGGAGUUGCCGCAGCCCAAACGGUGUCUGAAGUGGGAGAGGGCGAUGCCGAAAUUGUAUCAGGUGUAAAGGGGGCCAAGGGAUGCAUCAGCUACAACGCUGCACAUCUAUGGCCGUACAAAUUGAUCCACCACAUGUUCACCAUGGCGCUGAAACAUGGAGGUCUCAACCUCCAGACAAAUACUUGUGCGACUUCUGUCUUCCCCGCUACCGACUCUCAAAGUAGCUGGGUGAUCCAGACAAACCGGGGCCCUGUUAAAGCCAGCAAGGUUAUAAUUGCCUCAAACGCUUACACCCCGGCUUUAUUACCUGAGUAUCGGGAGCAAAUCAUCCCUUACCGGGCCGUGAGCUGCCAUAUCACGACACCUAGCCCGGCACCACCUAUUGUCAACACCUACGCGCUUCGAUUCAAGGAUUGGGAUUUUGACUAUCUCAUUCCCCGACCUGACGGCAGCAUUGUUGUGGGAGGGGCUCGCUCAUCCUACUUUCGCAAGAAAGACCUGUGGUACAAUAACACGGACGAUUCUGAGGUUAUCGAAGAGACACGAAAGUACUUUGACGGAUACAUGCAACGACACUUCCGUGGGUGGGAGGACAGUGGCGCAAAGGUCUCGGAAAUAUGGACUGGCAUUAUGGGAUAUUCCCGUGACAAACUUCCAAGGCUGGGGCCCGUACCCGGCAAGCGAGGAAUGUUCAUUAUGGCUGGUUGGACGGGCCACGGCAUGCCUCAAAUAUUUCUGGCAGCCAAGGGGAUGGCAGACAUGGUAGUAAAGGAUGUACCUUACUACGAAACUGGGUUGCCUCGUGUUUUUGAAGAGACUGCGGAUCGCUUACAGAACGCACCGAACAAAGUGCUGGAGUCCUGGUACCAGGCUACUCAAUCCCCGCGGCUGUGA
Penicillium mononematosum is the source of this 1365-nucleotide messenger RNA. Its product is annotated as NAD(P)/FAD-dependent oxidoreductase. NCBI's taxonomy places the organism in Eukaryota, Fungi, Ascomycota, Eurotiomycetes, Eurotiales, Aspergillaceae. Gene Ontology annotation, cellular component: cytoplasm. The record is from RefSeq and is a predicted model, not a curated record. The transcript is spliced from 4 exons. Gene Ontology annotation, molecular function: oxidoreductase activity. Bases 1 to 1365 code for a protein of 454 amino acids.